ACUAACCUCAAAUUUAAGUUAUGAUGUUAUGAAUAAAAAUGAAUAAUCCUAAUAACGAUGAAGCUGAAAAGGAACCUAGAAGACAAUUUCCAGGCCCCCAUGCAAGAAAUAAUCAGCAAUACAAAUUUACUCCAGACGAACUGAGGGUGAUACGAGAAUGCAAUAAAGAAAGUUUCUACCAAAGAUGUUUACCCCUAGGAGCUCUUUUGGGAGGAGGAGUUUACUACGGGGUUAAAACAGGUUCCCUCAAACCGAACACCAGAUUUGGAGCUACGCCAAAAGUUUUAACAGCUGUCGUAGUAGGAUAUUUCAUAGGUAAAUUCUCGUACCAAGCAAAAUGUGCUGAGAAAUUAAUGCAGCUACCCAACAGUCAACUUGGGGAAAUGUUGAGGCAGAAACGCAGGGGCAAUCUUCAGGAAAGUUUAGACACCAGUUUUGGGCCUGGUAUGUCCCUUGCUCCAUUCAGCGGAAUGAGUUCGUAUGAUACGUAUAGCGAUCUUAAUCCGAAUAGCAGUUUAAAUAUGGACACCGCCAGGCCAGAUGCACCCGGAUUAGAUGAUUAUCAAAGACCGUCUGUAGAUAAUCCGAUUUAUGAGGAAGAAAUGCCUCCUAUCCAAAAACACACCACCACUUACGAGGAAUUGAGGAAGAAGAAUCGGGAAGAAUAUCAACAAAAAAGAAUCGGAAACUAUAGGGAACCUGCAAAGCCAUUGCCACCUCCAUCGAAAUCCUCAUCCGAGACAGAAGAUCCUUCAGCGGCUAAAACUAAAUACGGAGACGUUUGGGGCUAAGUAAAAGAAUGAAGCACGCAUCGAUGUCAUUAAAGGAGUGAGUGAAAUAUGGCGAUCGUUAUUUUAUUAUUUUUUGUUCGCAAAAUGCAUUUCAAUACAAAUAAAUGGAAAAAAUACAGUUGUAAAUACAAAUAAACUUAUAGGUUUUCAAAUAGAAGUGUACGAUUCAAGGGCAAAGUAUUUACAUUUUAUAGACUUUUUGAAAUAGCGAUAGGUGUAUAAAAAUUGAUAUAAAUCACUUAUUCUCGGUUGAAACUUGUUUAUGUGCUUAAUAGUUGAAUAAAAAGCUGUAUAAUCA
Messenger RNA from Anoplophora glabripennis (Asian longhorned beetle), 1089 nucleotides. RefSeq names its product OCIA domain-containing protein 1 (gene asrij). The transcript is spliced from 6 exons. The record is from RefSeq and is a predicted model, not a curated record. NCBI's taxonomy places the organism in Eukaryota, Metazoa, Arthropoda, Insecta, Coleoptera, Cerambycidae. The coding region runs from base 39 to 791 and encodes 250 amino acids. Gene Ontology annotation, cellular component: endosome.